UAUGCCUACCUGUAUUUUUAAUUUUCGCUCUGUUUGUUUUUCAUUCCACGACGUCAUUGUUUACGGACGUGUUUAUCAAGUAAAAGCUCUUACAACAGUAGUGAAUAGCUAAUGAUAUAUUUGUGGUAAAAUGUUUGUUUGAAAGCAUGAAUCGAUGUGCGAUGUCUCUAUUUAAUUUUGACUACCCUCAAAUUCAUUCAAAUUUAUAAACAAGGUGUAAAAAAGCUGAAACGUUUUUGUAUACUUUCCGUGGUGUUGAAGAUACAACAAAUAUUUAGACAGCGGUAAAUUGCCAUGAUGGCAGGAGCGGAAAAGUGAUUCUGAAUUGUGGAAACAAUUGGCCUCCGUUAUGUCCGAAUUGGGAAAUUCACAGGCACCGUUUGACUGUGCUGAAGGUACGUAUCAAACGGUGGAAAACCCAUCUUGGCACAACCUGCUCAUUUCUGAUGGCGUGGAUAGACUGCAACGAGAGGAGUUAGAAAGCGCACCAGAAAGUUUGCUCUCCGAAACAACUUUUAUACCAGAACAGGUUGACGUCACGAAUAUUUUUCAUCUUGAUAGUAUUGUCAAUUGUGAUUCAGGAAACUUUUCUUUUUCGGAAAGUUCUAAAGGUAAAUUAAAUGUAAGUCCAAAUGGACAUGAUCUCCAUCGAAGGUUUGUGCAGUUGAAUACGGAGUUAUAUCAUACAAAGACGGAGUUGUUGACAUAUAAGUACAAAUGGAACGAAAUUCGGAACGAGGUGGAGGUACGGUGGAACAAAAAAUUGCAGAGGAUUGUGGACGAAAAAAUCGGUUUGCAGCAAGAGCUUGAUGAUUUAAAAAAACAGCUAGGACAGUUUCAUUGUUUCAGUGAAAGCAGCCGUUAUUUAGAAACGGCCAAGCUGCAAUCAGACCUGGAACAAUUAAGAGUAAAGUUGGAUUGUAAAGAUCGAGCCAACACUAUUUUGAAAGAAAAGAUAACAGAACAAUACUGUGGCAAAGAGAAGCUGUCCUUAGAGUUGAAAAAAUUAGAAAAGGUAUUGCUAGAAAUUAAGAACGAUCUUCUCUCCACAAAAACGUCAGAAGAUUGGUUCCGGAAUGAGUUACAUGCGUGCCAAAACUCAAAUGCUAAACUUAAGGAAUAUAAUUUGCAGUUGGAGAACAAACUCAGUCAAGAAAAGGCUCACUCCCAACAAUUGAACGUGAAAAUUCAACAUGUAAUACGAAAUGCAGAAAAAAUUGAAAGACAAGUGUAUAAUGAGAAAAAGAAUCUGCUCGUCAAAUUAAGCUCUAUCAAAGCAUUCGACAAACUAGAUCAAGUUCCAGAUUUAGUAUUGACAGAACACAUCUCACAAUUAAAUGAUGCUUCGAAAAAAAUUAGUUUUCUUACCGAAAUCAAUAACAAACACGAGUACGAAAAAGAGCAGUUCCUUUUCAGCAUUCAAGUACUCAACAACACUCUUUCAAACCAAGAUAACCUGACCCAAGCGUACAAGGCAAAGGAAGCGAAAGCUAUAUGCAAAAUUGCGAUUUUGGAAGACGAAAGAAUGCAACUAAAGGGUGAGAAAAAUCAGUUGCAGCAAGAAAACAAUCAGCUUCGAGGUGCAAUUGCGCGUCACGGUUUUACAAACCGAGAGCUAGAUGUCAGCAUCAGUCACCUGAGAGCUCAGUUGAAAGUUUUGUCGAUAAACUUUGAAAAAACGCGUCAGACGCUGGGUGUAAAGGAAUUCGCAUUAGAAAAGUUAGAACAAGAAUAUAAUGCACUUCAAGAUCGUUAUCAGCAGUUGAAAAAAUGCGGUAUGAAAUUGAAUGAACAGCUCAGGAUGAAUGAGUCGUUAGCAACUGAACGGUACGAAAAGCUUUUCGAAAAUUUCCGAAAGAUCCAAUCCAAAAACCUUGACCUGGAAUUAAAACUAGGACAGUGCUCUGAGGUUAAUGAUAGAUUUCGCAGGAGUGAGGAAGUGGUUAAACAACUAAGAAUAGAUAUUAAUGAAUUACAGGGAACGUUUGAUCGCGAUGUGUCUGUUUGUGGAAGAAUGACGCCAAAACAAACUCGAGACAAAUUAUUGAACAAUGAACUGAAAAAACAAAUCUUGUGUGGAAAACACGGUACCCGACAUCCAGACGAUGACAGUAGGGAGCUUCAAAUACUUUUGAAAGUUGUUGAAAGUGAACAUCGGCAAAAGUUGAAACGGUAUGAACUGAAUAACCGAACGCUGCUUAGAAAGGUCAAAGAGCACAGUCAGGCUAGGAAACAGAUAGAGAGGAAACUUGAAACGUUGCAACAGGAUAUUACCAAGGUCACAUCCUUGCAGUGCGAUGUUGCUCGACUGAGAGAGAAAACUAUUUUGUUGGAAGCGGAUUUAGCAUCCUUCACUGAAGAGUGUACCACUCUAAAAAAUGAAAAAUCUCGACUAUUAGCUUUACUAGAGAGUAACUGUGUGUUGGUUAAAGAUGAAGAUAUUUGGAGUACAUUCCUACGAAUUUUUACUGAUUUGCGUGAUAAGCAGAAACUACAAAAUGAAAACGAUUGUCUCAAAGAGCAACUCCAGGUUCAUGAGACUAAAAUUCUUCAAUUGGAGCAAGAACUCAAAGUAAUGUUGUCUUCCUCUGAGGAAAAAAGAACGAUGAUUGAAGAUUUGAACAUUACAUCCGCGUUGCAACGCGUUGAAAUUGAUGAGAUUCAUUCGGAACUGACAGUUAAUUUCAUCCAGCUAGACGAUUCCCAACGAAUGAUUCACGAAUUAAGUGGGGAUCGGAGCUCAUUACAAACUUCAGCUGGCGAACAACAGAUGAAUCAAUCGAAAUUACGGAAUAAAAUUGAUUCUUUACGUCAACAGUUAAAUGCCCGCGAUGUUCAGAUAAAAACGGCCUUGGACAAAAUAAAAAUGUAUCAAAAUUCAGAACAAAUUUUGACGCAGUCUAGAUAUAAAAUUUUUGAAGAUUUACAAUUUCUAAGAGAAGAGAUAGUCGCCGAGAAAAUAGAGAAGCAAGAACUGCAAGAAGUCGUUAAAGCCUUAAAGGAGAAGGUCUUUCAAUUGGUGGAAUACACAACGAAGAACUGCCAAAACAGUAGCCUACCGGGCAGCACUAACAAUUCUAUUCCGAGCAUAGUCUCCACCAAUAGUAACCGUUCAAUAAAUUGUGGUGCUUCGCUGGUUGAACCUGUAUCAUUAUUCAUCGGUUUCAAUGAGCAGACCUUACAGGCCCUUCUAGACGAAUGUUCCCGGAGGGAUCAAACAUUUCAGCCAUUGCAAGAAAGCAUUACUUCACUACGAUCCGAGAUGAACCAUCUGAACACCAUCGUGCGACAGAACGGCCACCGGCGCUAUCGAGAUGUUUCGCUUCUGGAAGAGUUACAAGAUGCAACUAACGGAAACUACAACCACAGUAGAUGAGUCGGGAGAGUUAGCAUAAGUCUUGUUAUGCCAAUUUGUUCAAUUGCAUAUUUUCAACUAGAGUGAAGGUUAUGAUCAAUUGAGAUUAGAAUUGCAAAGCGAGAAAAAUAAGGCACAAUUUGCCGUUCCAAAAUUUAGCCUAUUGAUCUGAAACAUUAGUAUGAGUGAAAUCUUCCACCUUUAGUCUAAUUUUUGCGCUCUAAGAAUAAAAUGAAGAACGAUAUUGUCGUUUCGAAUUUUCUCAUUGUGAUUGUAAUCCACUAUUAUAUGAGUUGUACCUUAACAAGUAAGAUGAAUAUCGGACCAUUCGCCCGGUUUGUUUUCAACUUAUGUUAGCAGAAAUAAGAAGAAGCACUCAUUUAAUAAGGUUCAUGCACAUAGUUGGACCAACACGCGAAAUGUUACACAUUGCUCAAAUAGUUUGGGAAGCCCUUUAUAUAUAAAUUUGCACAGAUUUAGAACAUUAUUUGUUUAAUUCAAACUUAUAGACAACCGCACAACAAUGCCAAUCAUAAUAGAAAGAUUUGCAGCAUGUUAUACUAAUUUGUUGCUCUUUAAAAACAGCUAUGUUCCUUUUUCUUCAAUUUCAAACUCAUGCCAAUCCAUGCUUACUUAAUAAAUGUAUUAUUUCUGUAAAUUAUUUAUUCUACUAAAUAUCAUUAUUUAUAUCAAAUUUACUGUGAUCAUUUGAGUUGUGCUACAGCAGUUAUGAAAAUACUGCUAUACUUAGAAGCCGACGAAACCAAGCUUUAAUAGACAAGAUGAAAUCAGUAUCGAAUGUACUAUAAAUCUCUCCGUAAGAGUCUGAUUUUGUAAUGCAGGUAACAUGAGAAACUACCUGUAAUAGUCUCUAUCGUCUGAUUGAAAGAAUAUGAGAAAUAUUUGUCAUGAAAUAAGUGUUGUUGAUUUAUUUUAUUACCGGUUAUUUACCAAUCCAUAUUUAUUUAUUACAUUUAGACAACGACAAAGCUAAAACAUUCGUGUGUUCAUUUACAAAUUCAUGUACACAAUAUUUGCGUUUCUGAAAAUACUGAAAAUGAUAACAUAACAUACAA
Molecule: messenger RNA, 4431 nt
Organism: Malaya genurostris
Lineage: Eukaryota; Metazoa; Arthropoda; Insecta; Diptera; Culicidae
Exons: 2
Coding region: 350-3376 (1008 amino acids)
Source: RefSeq, a predicted model, not a curated record